Messenger RNA from Paramuricea clavata, 4517 nucleotides. The record is from the annotation of a GenBank genome assembly. Lineage: Eukaryota; Metazoa; Cnidaria; Anthozoa; Malacalcyonacea; Plexauridae.
AUGGCGGAGAACGCUGUUAGUCAAGCUCUUAAAAAGAUUGAAAUCUUUGUUGAGGGCUUUCUUUCGUCCCCAAAUGGAGAUUCGUAUGGACUGGUGGAGUAUUUAGUCGCUGACGAGGGGAAAUUAAAGUGGUUGGCCUCUCUGGAGGACUUAAAAUUGUUUAUAGAAUCUUCGCUUCGCAUCGACGGUAGAUGGUCAUCACCGGGUGGCAACGCCAAAAAAUUUACGCUCAAAUCAGUCGAACCUGAUCAGCAGUUUGGCUUCGUUUGGUAUUGCAGAAAGCAGAAUACGAUAGUGUUUCAGGGCGAUCCUGAGAGCGUUGAAGCAGCGAAAUCAAAACUUAUAUCGAUUGCAAACAAACAUGUAAACAAAGAGACUACAUCGAUCGCGGUGAGUGAACAGUUAUUUGAUCAGGUGGACCUACAAGCGCGUGGAGUUGAUUGUGAUGGUCCUGAUCGGCGGGAGCAAGACCUGAACGUAACUUUAGUGGUUAAUGAAGAGAGCCAGACUGAAUAUACUUCGGGUUUAAUAAAUGGAUCAUCGACUCAGUAUGUAUGUGCGUGUACAUGUAGUCAAGGUGAAAUUAUUGCAGAAAUAGAGGGUAUUAAGCUAGAUUUGGCGAUCUUUAAGUCGCAGUCUUGUUUCGGUACAGAUAAUCAAUAUGAUUCUAUGCAAUCUAACAUUAAGUCAUUGCAAUCUACACAGAAAUCCCUUAAAAAUAUUAUUAAAACUCAAGACGAGACAAUAAAUUCACUUCAACAAGAAAUAUUUGUAUUUAAGUCCAAGCUUUUGUCCUUGGAAACGCUAUUGUUUAAUGUUAAUCCUCAAUUGAACGCUUCACUUGAUCUUGAUAGCCAGAUACAAUGCACUGCGAAAAUAAAUCCCCAAGGGUCCAAUAAUGAUGUUGGAAAGAGUAAUUGCGAAAUACUAUUACCCACGCACUCGAAUAAUAAUCAGUCUACCAACGAAAAUCUACCAUCUGAAAAUGGUAUGACGAUUUGUAGUUCGCCAAAAAGUUAUUUUAAUAUCAAUGCUAAUGACCCUUCUCCACUUGUGAGUGAUGUUGUUCCUGUCCAACCUGCGAGUAAUGCAGACUUAAUGCCUAAAAGUUCUCUUGGUGUAGAAGUUAAUGUCUCUGUCCCAAAUGUGAGCGAUGCAAACUUACCGCCAACCAAUGAGAUGCAAGUUCCCAAAAAUGAAACGCCUUGUCCGUUUAUUUUGCGGCGUGGCUGGUGCUUAAAAGGUGAACAGUGCGACUUUUCUCAUCGCAAUAUGGUUAAUAAUGAUCAAGCUCGCCAGCAUUCCGACGAUAAAAAAGGCUCCAUAUUUUGUCCGUUUCUACGUAAGAAGGGCUAUUGUUUGAAAGAAUCCAGAUGUGAUUUUUCCCAUGUCGAACCCUAUUCGUAUCCAACUGGAAAUCAUCCGGUAACAAAUGAUAACUUACAAUGCCCCCAAUUACAUCCUUUUUUAGGAAGUCACGACCUACAAAAUAUUCCGACUUUGAUGCGCCAACUCGAGACAAGAUUACAGAGUCUCGAGUAUGCUCAAAUACCUCACCCCCCUUACCACCGGUAUUCAGUGUCUCAACCGCUGUUCCCUCCACCAAAAUCAAUGUAUCCACGACCACUAAUAAUGACCCCAGUUCAUUCCCCUCAGUAUUUACGUCGCCCACGCGACAAAAUGAACGAGCAGUAUCCCCCAAAUUACCGUCUGCGCCCACGCGACAUAACGAACAAGCAGUAUCCCCCCAAUUAUCUUCCGAGGCCAUGGUUACCCCAACCCUGGCCAACACACCCACCAUUUCCACGUCGUAUGUAGCUCGUGAUAACAAUUUCCCGCUCCCUACCCUGCUGGUGGCCAAUGUCCGUUCUAUAAUUAAUAAAAUAGACGAACUAGAGUUCGUAGCUCAAAUUAACCAAGUUGAGGUCAUAUGCAUUACUGAAUCUUGGCUUAACACCUCUGUUGUGGACUCAAUGACUUCGUUAUCGAACUUUAUCCAAUUCAGAAAUGAUCGCACAUACUCCUGCGGUGGCGGCGUUUCCAUUUAUAUUAAAGAAGAGAUUUACUGUAGGAGGCUCGAGCAUUUCGAGGAUUCAGCCAUUGAAUCCCUAUGGUUACUACUUAGACCUAAGCGUUUACCAAGAUCUAUAUCCGCUCUUCUACUUGCAGUCAUUUACCACACCACCUCCUCCGGCGCCAACGAGAACCUUGAACUGUACAACCAUAUCCAGCGUAAUGUUGAAUCCUUCCUUUCUCUGCAUCCUGAUGGUCUCGUGUUUGUGACUGGGGAUUUUAACCCUCUCAGUACAUUAUUUGAUGAAAAACGGUUGAAAAGAUUGUCCGGUUUAACUCAAAUUAUUAAUGUCCCAACACGUCACAACGCCAUAUUGGAUUGGUGUCUCACAAAUGCCAAGAAAGUCGUUUUUGAUGUAAGCCAGCUUCCUCCUAUUGGCUCGAGCGACCAUAAUGCCAUUUUAAUAAAACCCCAUAAAGAUCGUCUGGAGAAUUCGUGUAAUAAACGAGUAUGCAAAAGAGAUUUAAGAGAUAGCAGUAUAAGACAUUUUGGUCAGACUAUUACAUCUACCGAUUGGACGGAGAUAUUCGAAAUACCUGAUCCUAACAUGAAGUACCGGAGAUUUAAUGAGGUAGUUUCUGCAAUGAUGGAUUGUUUUUUCCCCAAUAAACCAACUAGUGUUAGGGAAUCUGAUAAACCAUGGAUGACGUCAUCGCUUAAGUCCUCCAUUAGUAAGCGACAAAAAUCACUUCAUAAGUACGGAAGAAAUUCACAAGCAUAUAGAUUUUGGCGCAAUAGAGUUCAACGGGAUGUUAAAGUGGCACGUAGAAAGUACUAUGCCAAUUCCGUGCAGAAGUUGAAAAGUGCAAACCCUUCCAGAUGGUGGAAAGAGGUUAAAUCCAUAGGGGGCCUCUCUUCUCGGGAAUCUUGGGUACAUCAACUACUUUCUGAAGUAAACCCCACCUGUGAGGACCUUGCUGAGUCAUAUAACGGAUAUCUUGUUGGACUUACUUCGCAUUUUAAACCCUUGUUAGAAUGCACCGAUGACCAGGAGACAGAAGUUCCCAACCAUCUACUCGUAAAUAUAGGGCAAGUUUAUUCAGUGUUGCGACGUCUUAAAACGACGAAGUCUCCUGGCCCAGACGGUAUCCCAAAUAGGAUCCUGAAAACCUUCGCUUUUGAAUUUGCCCCUAUCAUAAUGGACAUAUACAAUACAUCAGUGCUCCAGGGAGUCUUCCCUGAUCAGCUAAAACGUUCUAUCGUCGUUCCCAUUCCAAAAGUGUCACCACCUCAGACUAUUGAGGACGAUUUAAGACCUAUAUCACUCACAGCUCAGGUAUCUAAAGUGAUGGAAGGAUUUAUGCUACAGUCCCUCAUGUCGGAAGUGGGUCUUAAAUUGGACCCAAAGCAAUUUGCUCUUCCGGGAAAGUCAACCACUCAGGCACUCGUUUAUCUCCUCCACUUGAUUCAUGCUGCUUUAGAUCAAGGCCACUGCUCUGUAAGAAUCUUUUUUGCUGAUUUCAAAAAAGGUUUUGAUCUCGUCGACCAUAAUGUCAUUAUUGAUGAACUUUUAAAAUUACAAGUGAGUCCUGCCAUUAUAAGAUGGAUAAAGUCGUUCCUUACCUCCCGCGAACAGUGUGUUAAAAUCGGACCAUCCUUUUCCUCAUGGAAACCUGUUAACGGUGGCCUACCUCAAGGAACUAAACUUGGCCCUCUUCUCUUUGCCAUUUUAGUCAAUUCCCUCCUACAGGACUGGAACGGGCGGAUAAAGUUUGUAGACGAUGCUACUGCACUAGAAAUUGUUCCACGUUGCUCUCCUAGCUUGCUACCUAUUCUCGUAAAUGAUGUAUCUCAGUAUACCUCAAGUAGAGGAAUGAAGCUUAACAGUAAGAAAUGUAAGGAGAUGACAAUAUCCUUCCUCCAAUACCACCUUCCACUUGAUAAUGCGAUCUAUAUAGAUGGUUCGCUAGUGCAAUCAGUAUCCUCCUUUAAACUGCUCGGUGUGCUACUGAGAGAGGAUCUAUCUUGGUGUGAUCAUGUCGACUAUGUGAUUAAAAAAGCAAAUUCUAGACUCUAUGCAUUGCGGAAGUUAAAAAAGGCUGGGUUAAGCGAUAAAGACCUUGUCACUAUAUAUUCCUCCUUCAUUCGGUCCCGAAUUGAGUACGCUUCACCUGCGUGGUCAACGCUGACCCAAGGCCAGUCUGACCUUAUCGAAUCGAUACAGAGAAGAGCAUUACGUAUCUUGCUUCCCGAAAUGUCGUAUCAAGACGCAUUGAAUUAUACUGGUCUAAAAAAGUUAAGUACGCGUAGACAUAAUUCCUGUGAACAAUUUAUUCGGAAAUUGAAGCUUGACAAUGGUCCUAUAAAUCCUCUUAAGGAUGUUGUUGCAACUCGUAUACAUCCAAAUACUCAUAAUUAUAAUCUUAGGUCCGAAUCAAGCUGGUCACUCCAAACGAACACAGAACGGUUUCAAAAUUUUAUAACUGUCAAAUAUAAUUAUUAA